Messenger RNA from Penicillium brasilianum, 3198 nucleotides. Lineage: Eukaryota; Fungi; Ascomycota; Eurotiomycetes; Eurotiales; Aspergillaceae. The record is from the annotation of a GenBank genome assembly.
AAACAGCCAGAGACUUAUGUUUCAGUCUCAAACAUAUCAGAGUUUAGUCUUACAGAUCCUCAAAUAUAUACAACCACAGAUCAUACACAACAUCGCCGGAAAGCAGUUCACCCGGCACCUGUAUAUCUCCAAAUUAUUCCCCUCUCGCUUGGUCCUGCCUUGGCCGUAGAACAUACUUCCAAGUUGUUCCAAAAUGCCACCGCUUCUCCUCCACCACCUCCAACCCACUCUCCUUGACAAUAGCCCCAAUAUCCCGGUUCCACCAACACCCAUGGCGAUCCGCAUGUGCCGGCGCCAGAUUAUCCAAAAUCCGGUUCAGCCACCCAUAAUAAGAACGCCCAUGCUCCAGAAGCAAGAUGCGACCACGACUAGGCUCCGUAAUUGAACCCAAAUGCUUCAACGUCGCCACGGGGUCCGGCAUCGAGCAUAACCCCAUAGUCUGCACGAUGGUAUCAUAAUACCGAUCCUCACGAGCUCCAGGCCCAUCACCAACAUCCUUAGACGUCUUAAUCGUAGCCACAGGCUUCUCAACGGCAACCUUUGCCGCAUCCUGUGCACGAAAAAGCACCCGCGUAAACUCCGGCCUCAACCGUCGAAACUUCUCCUCCGUGAUAGCCACCAUCUGCGGACUCAAAUCCACCAAAGUCAAAGUACGACAACCCUUGAUCGCACUCUUUCCUUCCGCGUCAACCCCACGCCGCUCGCCUAGCUCGUAGUACUCCAAAUUCCGGCCCGUACCGCAGCUCACCUCCAGUACAUCACCACGCGCCAUACGAACGAGCUCAGCGCGCUUAGUACCCAUGCGCAUAGCUUUCUCAGACAAUUCAACCUCGGCGUCAAAGGUCGGCGCGGUCGAGUUGUACCGAUCUGAGACGUCGGUCGGGACGUCGAUGGAUUGCGCUUUGCUGACCUCGCGCGUGUAUGACGCGUACAGAUAGCCCGUGUAGGUACUGAUGGUCAAGGCUGUGAUGCCCAGGAAGGUGAGUACGCGUGGCGAGAUGCCAUGAUAGGUUUUUCUUUGCUUGGCAUCCUUCUCCGCGCGAAUGCGUUCUUGGAAACGCUGGAGUUCGGAUUUAGGGGGUGUCUGCCUCUGUGGUGGACUGGUUUUGGAGCUGCGAUAGUAGUCAGUGACUGAUCUUGAAGAUUGAAUUUGAACAUCUAGCGUUGGGAACAUACGUUGACUGUGUUUGUCGACGCGCCUUGCUUUUUAUGCCUCUCGAGAAGGUGGUGGUAUGAUCUUUAGCCUGGAGAGAGACGCGACCUAUCCGAAGCGCACUCAUUCUGACUGUUGCUGGCGAGAAGCCACCCAGGCUCCCUUUCCUGAUAAAACCUCUGAAGAGAAAGACUUCGGUACAGACAAAGCUAUAUUGUCCGAUAGACCUUUCUAGGAGGACCGCCGUCGAGGACGUCGUGAAACACGUUGAAAAUUUCAAAUCUUCGCGAAGAAGAACGCACGUCUGGACAUAUAACAACGGAGCGGGGAGAUCCUCAAAUCCGUUUUCUCAUCUCAUUCUAUGACCCGCUACUGCGUGAAUGGCAAGACUCCCCGGUUGAUACGCUCUGCAACGGCGUCGGGAUGUCGAAUGGAGAACUCGGCAGAAGACCGGGGCAACUCCGUUAUCGGGCUAUCGGUUUCCACUUUCCUGGAGAUGCACACUUUCAAGUCCACCCUCUCCCUUUCUCCCCCGCACGAAAUUGUACAGAGUGAAUUUCUUUCACACUUCCCUUCUCACAAUGGCACUGCCGCCGAAGAUUCUAAUUGUCGGUGGAGGCGUUUUCGGCCUAUCAACGGCCUUGUCCCUCCGCGAGCGCCACCCCAAUUCGCAAAUCACUGUGGUCGACUCGGCGCCGAUCCCCAACCCAAACGGCUCGUCCGUGGACACAUCGCGCAUUAUCCGCGCCGACUAUGCCAAUUCCGCAUACAGCCGACUCGCAAAUGAAGCCAUUAAGCGCUGGCGCUCGACCGCCUGGGGCGCCGAGGGUCGCUACACACAGACCGGUCUGUUGCUAGUGUAUCCCAGCGACAGCGCCAGUGCACAAGAGUAUGCGCGCAAGAGCUACGCCAACGUGCGGGCAAUUGAGGGCGACAAGGUGGUCUUUCUGCCUACUCAGAAGGAUGUCCUGAGCGUUGUACCCCCGUAUGGUGAGGAAUUGGAUGUUGCGGGUGGGUACGUGAAUUGGGGAUCUGGGUGGGGUGAUGCGGCAGCUGGAGUGCGAUUUGCGAAGGGAUUGCUCGAUGCCGAUGACAAGGUGGAUUUCAAGAUUGCCGAGGUGGAGAAGGUCCUAUUCGACCGGUCGAGUUCGAAGCCCAAGGCGAAGGGCGUGGUGCUGGUGGGCGAGGAGACGCUGGAGGCGGACUUGGUGAUUCUUGCGACUGGAGCGUGGACGGGCAAGUUGGUGGAUAUGCGAGGCAAGGCUGUGGCUACGGGCCAGGCUAUUGCUUAUAUCAAGAUCUCCGAUGCUGAGCAGAAGGAGUUGGAGAAUCUGCCGACUAUCUUGAACUUUGCGACGGGCAUCUUCAUUAUCCCGCCGCGAGAUAACCUGCUCAAGAUUGCGCGCCAUGCAUAUGGUUAUCGCAAUCCGACCACCGUGCCCGUGCCCGGUGCGGAGUCAUCCAGUCAGACCAUGCAAGUCAGUCUGCCCGAGACGGGCUUGCCCGUUCCCCUGGAGGGAGAGGAGGCAUUCCGAGAGGCACUGAGACAGCUGCUUCCGCGGUUCGUCAACCGGCCAUUUUCCGGUACUCGUAUCUGCUGGUACACCGACACUCCCAAUGGCGACUUUAUUGUCUCGUAUCACCCCGAAUACGAGGGCCUUUUCCUUGCUACUGGUGGCAGCGGACACGCCUACAAGUUCUUCCCUGUCAUUGGUGACAAAGUGGUUGAUGCGUUGGAGGGCACACUGGAACCUGGGUUCCGGGAUUUGUGGACUUGGAAUGAAGUGGUGGUGCCUGGUACGGCGACUGAUGAUAUUUUUGAUGGCGAUGGCAGCCGGUCCGGAGCCAGAGACUUAAUUUUGAAGGAUGAGCUAGCCAAGACGAAGAAGGCUGCUAGAAAGGGUGUUUUGUAGAUUAUUAUUGUGAGUGGAAGGAGGAGAGGGGCGGAUUGUACAUGUUGUGAUUGUGUAUAGUACAUAACGGUGUAUAUGGAUAGUAUAGAUUUUGAACAUACAGCAUACCGCAAGUCAACGAGAGACGCGUCC